Messenger RNA from Malaclemys terrapin pileata, 3771 nucleotides. RefSeq names its product NACHT, LRR and PYD domains-containing protein 3-like. Gene Ontology annotation, cellular component: cytoplasm. The record is from RefSeq and is a predicted model, not a curated record. Gene Ontology annotation, molecular function: protein binding. The transcript is spliced from 11 exons. Bases 1 to 3267 code for a protein of 1088 amino acids. Lineage: Eukaryota; Metazoa; Chordata; Testudines; Emydidae.
AUGAGCAGAAAGACACCGACUGACGUCCUCCUGCAGGGACUGGAGGAGCUUGCAGAGCAAGACUUUAAAAAAUUUAUACACAAAUUAUCUGAGUUUGCCUUUGAUGACAAACCUUCAAUCCCCUGGUGUAAACUGGAGAAGGCUGACAGGAUAGAUGCUGCGAGACUCCUGAAAGAACGCUAUGGUCCGGAGAGUGCUGUGGACAUAGCUAUCAAAAUCUUCACUAACCUCAGUCUCAACAACUCUGCCAUGAAACUCAAACAGGAAAAAGAGACAGCUUUGGGCCCCCAGCAAACUCCUGAAACAUCAGCAAAUGCUUACAGGGUGAAGUACAGAGAACACAUAAAAAACAAAUACACCACAAUAAAAGACAUGAACGCUCGUCUUGGUGAGAAUGUGAAGCUAAACAGCAGAUACACAAAGCUGAUCAUUGUAAAUGAACAUUGUCACAAAAAGCAGAGAGAACAUGAAAUAAUGGCCCUGGGACGGAGACAUGCAGAAAUCCUGACUAAGCAUGCUAGUCCUAUCACCAUAGGUGAUUUAUUUGAAUCUGAUGGAAAUGGACAAUCACCACAAAUUGUCGUGCUGCAGGGAGCUGCAGGGAUUGCAAAAACACUGACAGCAAAAAAGAUCAUGUUGGACUGGGCAAAUGAAGAACUGUAUCAGAGCAGGUUUGAUUAUGUUUUCUACAUAAAUUGUAGGGAAAUUAACUUUGUCAGCGAGCAGAGAAGUGUUGAAGAUUUAAUUUUAGAAAAUUGUCCUGAUCAAAAUGCACCAAGGAAAGAGAUUCUGAUGACUCCAGAAAAACUCCUGUUCAUAAUUGAUGGUUUUGAUGAACUGAAAUUUUCCUUUAAUCAAUCUACAAGUAAUCUGUGCUCUGAUCCCUGUGAGAAGCAGCCAGUGGAAAUCAUACUGAGCAGUUUAUUUAGGAAAAAAGUGCUUCUCAAAUCUUACUUAAUAAUUACUACAAGACCAAUUGCCCUGGAGAAACUUGGGCAGUGUUUGAAAGAUGAACGUUAUGCAGAGAUCCUGGGGUUUUCUGAAAAUGAGAGAGAAGAAUAUUUCUAUAAGUUCUUUGGGAAUGAAGAACAAGCAAGAAAAGCCUUUAACUUUGUAAAAGACAAUGAAAUGCUCUUCACCAUGUGCUUUGUUCCCCUUGUGUGUUGGAUCAUCUGCACGGUUCUGAAACAACAGAUGGAAGCAGGUGAAGAUCUUGCACAAACUUCCAGUACAAUCACUGGAGUGUACAUGCAUUAUCUUGACAGUUUAUUAAAGGGUCACAGCAGCACUUCAAAGCAAAAGGUACAAGGUAACUUAAAGGGACUUUGCUCCUUGGCUGCAGACAGAAUCUGGAGGAAGAAUAUACUGUUUGUAGAAGAAGAUGUCAAGAAACACGGAUUAGAUAAACCUGAUUCCCUCUUUCUGAAUGAGAACAUCUUUCAAAAAGGCAUUGACUGUGAGUGUGUUUACACCUUCAUUCACUUGAGUUUUCAAGAGUUUUUUGCAGCUUUGUUUUAUGUGUUGGAGAAAGAAGAAACAGUGGAAAAUUCAGAAACUGCUAUACAACCUGUGGAAAAAUUGUUUGAAAAGUGUGAAAAAUCUAGGAAUGAUUUAAUGUUAACAGUACGAUUCCUGUUUGGUGUCUUAAAUAAAAAGAGAAUGGAGGAAAUGGAGAAAAAACUUAGCUUCAAAAUUGCACCCAAAAUUAAAAAUAAUUUACUAACACAGGUUAAAGAAAAACUCUCUUUGUCAUUGUUCAAAUAUGAUAAGUUGCCUUUUGAUGAGGACACGACGAUUUUGUAUUUUGAAUAUUUUCACUGUUUGUAUGAAAUUGGAGAAACAGAAUUUGUUCAGAGUGCAAUGCAUCAUUUAACCGAACUUAAAUUACUUCAUCGUAUCUUUACCAAAAUGGAUCAAAUUGUUCUUCAAUUCUGUAUAAAGAAUUGCUGUAAACUGGAGUCAGUUUAUCUAGACACCUGUACGUUUCUAACUGAAGACUUGAAUGAAGAUUCCCCAGGACUAUGCAAGCGGCCACCUGGGGCAGAACAUCAGCAUGAGACGCAUCAUUCGCCUAUUUACCUGUUCUGUGAAGCAUUGGAGGAUCCAAACUGUAAAUUAAAGAAACUAAAGUUACAUGGGUGUCUCACAGGCGCUUGUUGCAGGGAUCUCGCUGAUGUUCUCAAAGCCAGAGAGAGCCUGACAGAGCUGGACCUGGGUUAUAAUGAUCUGGGCAAUGCCGGAGUGCGGCUGCUGUGUGAGGGACUGAAACACCCGACCUGCAAACUGCAGAAACUGGACUUGUGGGAUUGUGAGCUCACAGGCGCUUGCUGCGGGGAUCUCGCCAAUGUUCUCAGCUCCAACCAGAGCCUGACAGAGCUGAAGUUGUGUUCAAAUUCUCUGGGCAAUGCUGGAGUGCGGCUGCUGUGCAAGCGACUGACACACCCAAACUGUAAACUGCAGCGACUGGGGUUGCGGGAUUGUGAGCUCACAGGCGCUUGCUGCAGGGAUCUCGCUGCUGUUCUCAGCACCAGCCAGAGCCUCACAGAGCUGAAGCUGAGUGGUAAUUCUCUGGGCAAUGCUGGAGUGCAGCUGCUGUGCAAGGGACUGAAACACCCAAACUGCAAAAUGCAGAGACUGGACUUGCGGGAUUGUGAGCUCACAAGUGCUUGCUGCGGGGAUCUCGCCAAUGUUCUCAGAACCAGCCAGACCCUGACAGAGCUGAAGCUGAGUGGUAAUAAUCUGGGUGAUGCCGGAGUGCAGAUACUGUGCGAGGGACUGAAACACCUGAACUGCAAACUGUGGAGACUGGACUUGAGUUCUUGUUUUCUCACAGAUGCUUGCUGUGGGGAUCUCGCCAUUGUUCUCAGAACCAACCAGAACCUGACAGAACUGGAUCUAGGUUAUAAUAAUCUGGGAGAUGCCGGUGUGAAGCUGCUGUGUGAGGGACUGAAACAAAACUGCAAUUUACAGAGUCUGAACUUGCGGAAGUCCGCUACGUGGGGGUGCGGUGUCACAGCUGCUGGUUGUGGGGAUCUCGCCGCUUUUCUCAAAACCAGACAGAACCUGACAAAGUUGUACCUGGAUAAUAAUGUUUCUCUGGGAGAUUCUGGAGUGCGGCUGCUGUGUGAGGGGCUGACACACCCAAACUGUAAAUUAGAGACUCUGGUAGUGGACUUUCACCGUCUAACUCCAGAAAUGCAGGCAGAGCUGUAUGCAGUGAAAAAGAUAAAACCUGAUUUGAUCAUAAAGAUGCAGCCGGAGGACUGAGUGGGAGCCACUGCACCAACACAGCUCUGGCCUGGCUACCCUGCCACUAGCUGGGUCAUCAGCCAGGGACAGUUGAAGACUUGGCCCACUUACUAGACAUCCCACCUUCCCCAGGGAUUCCAGCAUCAUAUUUCAACAUCUGUGGCAGGGGACUAAGAAGAGAUUGUCAGGCCCAACCCUCCAGUCUGAGGGCAAGAAACUCUGGAGUAGAAGCUGGAUUUGCUCCAUGCUUGGUCUGACCUUAGAGGGGGGAGUUGAUUUGUAGGGUGGAGCAGGAGGAAGGAAGGGGGGCAGUGCAGGGGGGUCACCCAAGAACCAUCUUUGGAUCCAAUGUGUUCUGUUACAAUAGUUCAGUCAUUAUUGGUUGUAUUUUUCUUCCCCUACACACACACCCCACCCCCCAAUUUCACACAAUUCCCUGGCCAUUAAGGUGACAUUCUGUGUCCAUCUACAGCAUUUGUUUAUGCCAGACGUAUGUUUCUGUGUCAGUUUUGCUGGAGUCCA